GCAUCGAUAUCAUUGCGGCAGCGCUUCUGGGCCUCCUGUUUCUGGGAGAGCGAGUCAGCGUUCUGCAUUUUGUGGCCUUGGUUCUGUCAGUGACAGGUGCAGUUUGCAUCUCGCAACCACAUUUCCUCUUCGGUGUUGAUGGCAAAGAGCCGCAGCAGGCCCCCAUGGGCUAUUGCCUUGCGAUGCUUUCAGGAUGCUUUCAAGCCUGCUGCUAUGUGUGCGCUCGUAAGUCUGCCCACAUCCCUGUGUCCCUUCUGACAGUUGUUUCCUUGCUGCUUGCCAUACCCCUCACAUGUAUACCACCAUUGCUACAGAUUGGGCACGGCAACUUUGAGCCUGUGAGAGAGGCGCCUUGGCGGGCUUUGGGCCUUCUCUCAAUGCUGGUAGUGGUAACAUUGCUCUCUAUUUUGCUUCCGGCAGCGGGGUCCACCAGAUGCCCAGCAGCGGUCAGCGCGACCGUCUACACAUCUGCAAACAUGAUCACUGGCUACCUGGCGCAGACGGUUCUCUUCGAUGAUGUCCCCAAGCCGUUAAAGCUCUUUGGCGCGGCUUGCAUGCUGCUUAGCGUGGUGCUGAUGGCUGUGCGCUGCCAGGCACAGGACCAACCUGAAGAGCCGGAGCCUUCCUGCGCAGAUGUUGCAGAUACGACGCCCACCCCUGCCACGGACGACGAGACACGGAGCCUUGGAUCCUUCGUAGCUUCGGAGGUCUCCUUCUCCUCCAGCUCCAGCCGCCUGCGGCGCCGCAGCAGCACCAGCUCCAAGCCCUUGCCGCAGCGGCUGGGGACCUGCCUGCCGGUGUGGUGCUUGCCACAGCCAUCUGCUUAG
Molecule: messenger RNA, 827 nt
Organism: Symbiodinium pilosum
Lineage: Eukaryota; Dinophyceae; Suessiales; Symbiodiniaceae
Source: the annotation of a GenBank genome assembly